Messenger RNA from Miscanthus lutarioriparius, 381 nucleotides. The record is from the annotation of a GenBank genome assembly. NCBI's taxonomy places the organism in Eukaryota, Viridiplantae, Streptophyta, Magnoliopsida, Poales, Poaceae.
AUGGCAGUGGCGGUGGCGCGGGGCGGGCGCGACGUUCUGGCUGCGCUCGCGGGCCUCGCGCCGCCGCGGGUCGACGUGGGCUCCUGCGGGUGCCUCGGGCGCUGCGGCGCCGGGCCCAACGUCGCGGCGUCCGUCGCCGGAAGCGCGGCGGUGUUCGACCACGUGGGCACGGCGGCGCGAGGCGCGCAGCUACUGGAGCACCUCCUCGGCCCCGCGGAGUUCGACGCGGCCCUAGGGCUCACCGCGCUGGCCACGAGGGAGAAGGCGGAGGCUGCCCUCGAGAAGGGAAACGCGGACGAAGCGGAAGCCCUUCUGACUGAGGUUAUUGGGUCCAAUGUUUGUGGUGGUCUGCAUUUGGUGUAUGUUUACAUCAAAAUUUGA